AUGUAUUAUUUUAUAGAAUUUUUAUAUUUAACAUCAACAGUAACAUCGUUAUCAUUAAAAACAGAUAAAAAUUUAGAAUUUAAUAAUAAAAGACGUUCAGAGAAACAAGAUCCUUCAAAUUGGUAUCCAAUACAAAGUUAUGGUCGUGAAGCCCCUGCUUUUUAUGAAAAAGAUGUGUCAGACAGUGACAGCAAUACUAACAAAGCUAUGAAAACAUCUAAGUGGACUCCUCAAACAAAGCACAAGAGAGAAAAGGGAAAGUUUACUACGAGACAAAAUACAAAACAUAUAAAAGGAACAACUACCUAUAAGAAAAAAACAGAAGAGCGUGGUACUAAGCAUCGUAGACAAAAACAUAGUAAUCGAGAAUCGAAAAAAAGGAACGGUCAAAAUGAGAUGUACUUUAGAUCACAUCAAAUUAAUCCUUAUCUUAAUGACUCUUUUCAUGACAUAAACACUCAUCAUUCAUCACAUUAUACACAACAUUACAGUUCCUUUAUUGAAAACCAUCUGUGGCCUGAAAAACUUAACAUGACCGAUGAUAGAUUGAAAUUGCCGCCAACUGACAGCGAAAUACAUACCAUAUACCUCCAAGGGCAUAAAAUAAUCCCAAAAAACGCCAAUAAAAACAAAUUCAAUCAAAAUAAAAAUGGCGCUCAACCUGUCAGUAACAGUACAAUGUCAAUUAAAGAAACCGGCAAUUCUAAAAACAAAAAUAUUCAGCAACCCGCCCAAGUUUCUUCGCUUUCAAACAAAGUUUCAUCUAGCUUAAAAAAUACAUCACAGCCACAGUCCUAUGUGUUAAGAAAUAGAAACCAUCAACAUUUUGGUCGUAACUUCAAUACUUACUUUGAGACGGCAGACAGGUCAUUGUAUAUAAACAAAAUAUUUAAGAAUUUUCAAAAUGAAAAUGACCAAUCUACACCGUUCAUUCGAAAUGAAAAAACGUCAGAAAGCGAUUUAAAUAAAAAUAAUGUUAAUAUGAAAAAAGUAUCACACGAAGCGAAACAAGAAUUGCAACAACAAAUAAUAAAUAAAACUAAAGAGGAUUUCCACAAAAAAAUCGAUAAUGCUCUCAAUGCUCAGAAAGUGUGGUUUCAUAAUUUAAAGGACCAGUCUACAGAUUAUGAGAACAUUGACAAUGAUACGAUUAGUUUAUGGCAACCCUGGGCCCAUAGAGUAAAAGACGAUGCUAAAAUUAGUUCAUUUAUUAAUCGAACUCUGAACCGCAACAUUGAUUUAUUUUAUGCAGUUGAACAGAAAACCAAAGAUAUGAAAUGGAAGGAGAUACUUAGAGAAUUGGCAGAAGCGUACCAAGAAAAAUUUAAUAAAUUCUCUGAGGAUACAAAAAAACACAAGGUCAAAAGUCGGAUGGGCACGGAGAGAGUAAUUCUGAACUGUAUUGAAGUAUCUAACCGCAUUAUAAAGAGAUUACUCAACUAUGUACUAGAUGAUAUGGACAAGAAAGGGCAUCUACGAAAUACUCGCCCUCUAAAUAUCAUCGCUAAAGAAUUAAAACAAAAAACAAAAGCCGAGCUCAAACGAGCAUGUUUGAAACUAGGUAUUUGUAGAAGUCGCAAUGGUUUCACAGAGUUCGUUAUCGAUUUCUUGACAACGAUAUUAAGUCAAGGCGAUAAAAAAUUUGAAAUGGCAUAUAACUCUUUGACCGCUGCUAUUAAAAACACCGACUGGUCUAAGACGUUGGGUGAGAAUUCUGAUGAAACAUUAAAGACACAUAUCGAGAAAUUUAAAAAUAAAGAGCUCAUGUACAAAAGAUCUGCAGUUAUGGUAAUUAAAAGUAUAAUUGCAAAAAGAAAUUCACCUUUAAUUGUGUACGGUGAUAGCAAUGUUGGACAAGUGAAUAAAACGAUCGCUCUGCUUGAAAUCGUUAACAUAUUAGACAAGUAUGUACCAGAAAGUGAUAAAAAUUUUAAAGUAUGGAUGGAUUUAAAUGGAAAACUAAACAACUUUGUUAAAGGCAGUGACGACAAUGUAAAAGAAACAAUGUUAGCUUUUGUGCAGCAUAUUAAGGAUGUUAUUAAUUGUAUGAACUCUAAAUCCUUUACUCAAAUAUUGUAUAACUCGCAAAUAGUUUUAUCUUGA
Arctia plantaginis is the source of this 2103-nucleotide messenger RNA. The record is from the annotation of a GenBank genome assembly. NCBI's taxonomy places the organism in Eukaryota, Metazoa, Arthropoda, Insecta, Lepidoptera, Erebidae.